GCCUGCGGCGGCGCGUGGGCUUGCCAGCGCGGGGGACAGGGCCUGUGCUCCCGAGGGGUUGCGGGGUCGGGAGGCCGGGGACACCCAGGGGUGUGGCGGCGGCGAAGCCGAGCCCGUCCGAGCCGGCACCUUCGGGCGUCCCUGUCCCACGUGACUGUCGCCUCCUCCCUCCUCCCAGUCGCGCGCGCACGGGCCAGGCGUCUCGACUCCCGCGCGCGCUCGACUGGUCCCAGUCCCCGGGAGGAGAAGCGGAGGAGGGAACGAGCGAGGCGGCCCGGGGGAGCGGGCGCGAGCGGCGGCUGCCGGGGCCGCCUGUGCACCGCGGCGAGGGUGGCGGUGGCCUGAGCAGCGCGAGUGUGAUGAGGCUGCCCUGCCUCGCAGCUCCGCUCGCAGCCAGCUGACAGCGCCUGCCCUCAGCACACCCGGAGGGGAGCCGCGGGGCCGUGACCUUGGCCGAGGAGGGCAGAUUGAUCAUCCUUGUAUCUGAGCUACCAAGUUCUGGGUGAAAUGGCUCAGGGAAAUAAUUAUGGACAGACCAGCAACGGGGUGGCGGACGAAUCACCCAACAUGCUGGUGUACAGAAAGAUGGAAGAUGUCAUAGCACGUAUGCAAGACGAGAAAAACGGAAUUCCCAUCCGUACCGUCAAAAGCUUCCUUUCCAAGAUCCCCAGUGUGUUCUCCGGGUCAGACAUUGUUCAAUGGUUAAUAAAGAACUUAACUAUAGAAGAUCCAGUGGAGGCUCUCCAUUUGGGAACGCUAAUGGCUGCCCAUGGCUACUUCUUUCCCAUCUCAGAUCAUGUCCUCACACUCAAGGAUGACGGCACCUUCUACCGGUUUCAAACACCCUAUUUUUGGCCGUCAAAUUGUUGGGAGCCAGAAAACACAGACUAUGCUGUUUACCUCUGCAAGAGAACAAUGCAAAACAAGGCAAGGCUAGAGCUAGCAGAUUAUGAAGCCGAGAGCCUGGCCAGGCUGCAGAGAGCAUUUGCCCGGAAGUGGGAGUUCAUUUUUAUGCAAGCAGAAGCACAAGCUAAAGUGGACAAGAAGAGAGACAAAAUUGAAAGGAAGAUCCUCGAUAGUCAAGAGAGAGCAUUCUGGGAUGUCCACAGGCCUGUGCCUGGAUGUGUAAAUACUACAGAAGUGGACAUUAAGAAGUCAUCCCGGAUGAGAAACCCACACAAAACACGAAAGUCUGUCUAUGGUUUACAAAAUGACAUCCGAAGUCACAGUCCCACCCACACACCUACACCAGAAACCAAGCCUCCUACAGAAGAUGAGCUGCACCAACAGAUAAAAUACUGGCAAAUACAGUUAGAUAGACAUCGGUUAAAAAUGUCAAAAGUUGCUGAUAGUCUACUAAGCUAUACGGAACAGUAUGUAGAAUAUGACCCGUUUCUUGUGCCGCCUGACCCUUCCAAUCCAUGGCUCUCAGAUGAUACGACUUUCUGGGAACUUGAAGCAAGCAAAGAACCAAGUCAACAGAGGGUAAAACGAUGGGGUUUUGGUAUGGAUGAGGCAUUGAAAGACCCAGUUGGGCGAGAGCAGUUCCUUAAGUUUCUAGAAUCAGAAUUCAGCUCAGAGAACUUAAGGUUCUGGUUGGCAGUGGAGGACCUGAAGAGAAGGCCUAUCCGAGAGGUCCCCUCGAGAGUGCAGGAAAUAUGGCAAGAAUUUCUGGCUCCUGGGGCCCCCAGUGCCAUUAACUUGGAUUCUAAGAGUUAUGACAAGACCACACAGAAUGUGAAGGAACCAGGACGAUACACAUUUGAAGAUGCUCAGGAGCAUAUUUACAAGCUGAUGAAGAGCGACUCAUACCCCCGCUUUAUAAGAUCUAGUGCCUACCAGGAACUUCUACAGGCAAAGAGAAAGUCUGGAAACUCAAUGGAUCGCAGAACGUCUCUUGAGAAAUUUGCACAGAAUGUGGGCAGAAACCUCCCUAUUUUCCCAUGCCAUAAAAACUGUACACCAACACUGAGGGCCAGCACUAACCUGUUAUGAAAAGAGGGAAAAACUCUCACAUCCAAGAGGUUAACAAGCCUUGUUCAGUCUUACUAGAAGGACCGUCUUUGUCACAUGAGUGCUGAACGGAGCCAUCGCCCAUACCUUGUAGCCCAUCGCUGUUACCUGGAGCCAAGGACGUUAGACCAAGAUGUUGCAUGAACGAAGGACUGGAAUUGUUCUUUUCUGUGUGCACAUAAAGGCAUCACACUUGCCAAGGGACGCUGUCAUUUCAUUGCCUUCAUCUUCAUGUGUCGUCUGCUUCCCUCUCUCCUCGUGCUAAGCUGGAUCCGUGUCCUUUUCUUUUUAACGAGUUCAAGUGAACGAAAACUUAUUUUUCCCCCUUUCCUCUCCUUUUCUUGAAGCUUCUGCUAGAUGCACAGUUCACUGAAAAUUCAGUCAGUCACAAACUGGAAGAAUUGUAAAAGAAAAAAAAAGUAUAUAUCACUAAGUACACACAUGGCUUCACACUUAUUAACUAAUAAAUUGGCACAGAAGGUGUCGUUUCACCCUUGUAUCCACAGUCUGAAGCAAGCACCCAUUUCCAUCGGUUCUCCGGACAUUGUCUGUUCCUGUUUCUUGCAUUUAUUUUUAUACCAUAUUUAAAUGAGAAAACACCUUUUACUCCAGAUGUAUCAAAGUUGACCUCUUCUCUGUAAAUUUGUGUAUGUUUAUAUUGUUGUUUUAUCUUUCAUUAAAAGAUGCAGAAUCUCGUUGCUUUGGAA
This is a messenger RNA of Mus musculus (house mouse), 2720 nucleotides long. It is a transcript of the gene Rgs7, whose product is annotated as regulator of G protein signaling 7. Gene Ontology annotation, molecular function: GTPase activator activity; G-protein alpha-subunit binding; G-protein beta-subunit binding. Gene Ontology annotation, cellular component: plasma membrane; membrane; cytosol. Gene Ontology annotation, biological process: intracellular signal transduction; G protein-coupled receptor signaling pathway; negative regulation of G protein-coupled receptor signaling pathway. Lineage: Eukaryota; Metazoa; Chordata; Mammalia; Rodentia; Muridae. The coding region runs from base 508 to 1995 and encodes 495 amino acids. The record is from RefSeq and is a predicted model, not a curated record. The transcript is spliced from 19 exons.